AUGCCUAACUUGUAUACCGACCUCGAAAUCCCACAAUUGGAAAUAUCUUUGAAGCAGCCAUUAGGUUUAUUCAUCAAUAACGAAUUUUGUCCAUCAUCAGAUGGAAAAACCAUUGAGACCGUGAACCCGGCUACUGGCGAACCAAUAACGUCCUUUCAAGCCGCUAACGAAGAAGACGUAGACAAGGCUGUGAAAGCCGCUAGGGCUGCUUUUGAUAAUGUUUGGUCGAAGACGUCUUCUGAGCAACGCGGUAUAUAUCUUUCAAACUUGUUGAAGCUUAUCGAGGAGGAGGAAGACACACUUGCUGCCUUAGAAACUUUAGAUUCUGGUAAACCCUUCCAUUCUAAUGCUAAACAAGACUUGGCCCAGAUUAUGGAACUUACAAGAUACUAUGCGGGGGCAGUCGACAAAUUUAACAUGGGUGAAACUAUUCCAUUGUCUUUUGACAAGUUUGCGUAUACUCUGAAGGUUCCUUUUGGCGUUGUUGCUCAAAUUGUCCCAUGGAAUUAUCCCCUAGCCAUGGCUUGUAGGAAAUUGCAAGGUGCUUUAGCUGCUGGUAACACGGUUAUCAUAAAACCUGCUGAAAAUACUUCUCUAUCUCUACUUUAUUUUGCUACUUUGAUUAAAAAGGCAGGUUUUCCACCUGGUGUUGUCAAUGUUGUUCCUGGUUAUGGCUCCGUUGUAGGGAAAGCUCUAGGAACCCACAUGGACAUCGAUAAGAUUUCUUUCACGGGAAGUACCAAGGUUGGUGGCUCAGUGUUGGAGGCUUCUGGCCAAUCCAACCUUAAGGACAUCACAUUAGAAUGUGGUGGUAAAUCUCCUGCUCUCGUAUUUGAGGAUGCCGACCUUGAUAAGGCUAUAAAAUGGGUAGCAAACGGUAUUUUCUUUAAUUCAGGACAAAUCUGCACUGCAAACUCGAGAGUCUAUGUCCAAAGUUCGAUUUACGACAAGUUUGUUGAGAAGUUCAAAGAAACUUCAAAGAAGGAAUGGGAUUUUGGAGGAAAAUUUGAUCCAUUCGACAAAGAUUGCGUUGUUGGCCCAGUUAUAUCAAGUACUCAGUACGACCGCAUUAAAGGGUUCAUUGAACUUGGUAAAAAGGAGGAAAAAUUGAGCAUGUUCCAGACUUCAGAAUUUCCCGUUGAUGGAGCUAAAGGCUACUUCAUCCCUCCCACAAUUUUCACUGAUGUUCCAGAGACAUCGAAAUUGCUACGUGACGAAAUAUUUGGUCCCGUUGUGGUUGUCAGCAAGUUCGAAAAUUAUAAUGACGCUCUGAAGCUAGCUAACGACACAUACUACGGACUUGCGUCUGCAGUGUUUACUAGAGAUAUAAAGAAAGCGCACAUGUUUGCUCGCGACAUUAAAGCAGGGACCGUUUGGAUCAAUCAAACCAACCAAGAAGAAGCUAAGGUUCCUUUUGGUGGGUUUAAAAUGAGCGGUAUCGGUAGAGAGUCAGGUGACACUGGCGUCGAUAACUAUUUGCAAAUAAAAUCGGUCCAUGUAGAUCUUUCAUUGGAUAAAUAG
Molecule: messenger RNA, 1521 nt
Organism: Saccharomyces paradoxus
Lineage: Eukaryota; Fungi; Ascomycota; Saccharomycetes; Saccharomycetales; Saccharomycetaceae
Product: Ald3
Exons: 1
Coding region: 1-1521 (506 amino acids)
Molecular function (GO): oxidoreductase activity, acting on the aldehyde or oxo group of donors, NAD or NADP as acceptor
Source: RefSeq, a predicted model, not a curated record